UUUGUUUGGGUUUUUUGCAGGUACAUGGGGAUAGGACUCUCUGCGCAAGGGGUCAACAUGAACAGGCUUCCUGGAUGGGAUAAACAUUCCUAUGGGUACCAUGGGGACGAUGGGCACUCCUUCUGUUCUUCGGGGACAGGACAGCCCUACGGCCCUACGUUCACCACGGGGGAUGUGAUCGGCUGCUGCGUUAACCUCAUCAACAAUACCUGCUUUUACACGAAAAAUGGCCACAGCUUAGGUAUAGCCUUUACAGACCUCCCUUCAAAUCUCUACCCUACAGUGGGUCUCCAGACUCCAGGAGAGAUCGUCGAUGCCAACUUUGGGCAGCAGCCGUUUGUGUUCGACAUUGAGGAUUACAUGAGGGAAUGGCGAGCGAAGAUCCAGAGCACCAUCAAGCGGUUUCCCAUAGGAGACAGACUGGGCGAGUGGCAAGCCAUGCUGCAGAACAUGGUUUCAUCGUAUUUGGUUCACCACGGGUACUGUUCGACAGCCACUGCCUUUGCCAGAGUCACAGACACCACAAUCCAGGAAGAGCAGACCUCAAUAAAGAACAGACAAAGAAUACAGAAGCUCGUAUUAGCAGGCAGAGUGGGAGAGGCUAUAGAAGCCACCCAGCAGCUCUAUCCUGGCCUCCUAGAACACAACCCCAACCUGCUCUUCAUGUUAAAGUGCCGGCAGUUCGUGGAGAUGGUGAACGGGACAGACAGUGAAGUACGUUGUUUCAGUGCCCGCAGCCCCAGGUCCCAGGACAGUUACCCCGGCUCCCCCAGCUUAAGUCCUAGACAUGGAUCGAGCAACUCCCAUGUCCAUAGUACCGGAGCAGAUAGUCCGACCUGUAGCAAUGGAGUCAUGUCCACAAAAAGCAAACAGAGCCACAGUAAAUACCCAACGCUGAGUUCAUCGUCUUCAUCUUCCUCCUCCUCCUCCCCCUCAUCUGUGAACUACUCUGAGUCCAAUUCUACAGAUUCCACCAAAUCUCAGCAGCACAGUAGUACGAGUAACCAAGAAACCAGUGACAGCGAGAUGGAAAUGGAGGCCGAACAUUACCCCAAUGGAGUGCUGGAAAAUUCAUCCACCAGGAUCAUGAAUGGCACCUACAAACACGAAGAGAUCCUGCAGACGGAUGAAUCCAGCAUGGAAGACGGCUGCCCCCCGAGGCAGCUCUGUGGAGGGCACCACGCUGCCACAGAGCGGAUGAUCCAGUUUGGACGGGAGCUGCAGAUGCUGAGCGAGCAGCUUUGCAGAGAAUACGGGAAGAACACAAUGCACAAAAAGAUGCUUCAGGACGCGUUUAGCUUGUUAGCUUACUCAGACCCGUGGAACUGCCCUGUUGGUCAACAGCUGGACCCGAUCCAGAGGGAACCUGUGUGUGCUGCUCUUAAUUCCGCUAUAUUGGAAUCUCAGAACCUGCCAAAGCAGCCCCCGCUGAUGCUUGCCCUGGGCCAGGCCUCGGAGUGUUUGCGGCUCAUGGCUCGCGUGGGCUUGGGCUCCUGCUCCUUUGCCAGAGUAGACGACUAUUUGCACUAGCCACCAGAGCAAGACGGAGUUGACAUUGUUGAGUGGUGCCCUUCACCCUCCGUCGCUGCCACUCUACGCCACCACCUCGUCCGAUAGCCUGACCUCCCUGCCACCAACACCCCUAGCACACACACAGACACACAGACACAGACACACAGACACUGCCUGUGAUGGGGCGGAGCGGGCCCCUUGCUGCGUGGCUCCUCCUGACCCCAGGGACAACCGACGGGUCUCCCCCGUCUCCCUGCCAUUGCUGCAGCUCCGGUGGCACUCAGUAUUUCGCUGGUUAUUUUAAUGUAGCGCCUGCCGACGUAGGGAUUUCUCUUUACUUUGAGUUGAGUUGUUUCUCAUGGACCCACCGGGAUUUUACCUGGAGAGUGUUGCUGAGCUGGUUUCUGCUGAUUUACGGAGGGAGCUCGUCGGGUUGGUGACAGCUUGUGCUUUUCUUCCCUUCCCCCUCCAUCAUGCACAUACAGCAUCACCUCCUGUGCUAGUUACCUGAACUCUUCUCGCAGUGGCAGUUCAGAGGGAUUUUUUUUUAUUUUAUUUGAAUCCUGUUUAUUAAAAAGGUCUCUUCCACCUCCACAAAGUCACUGACUUAUUUAUUGCCCACAGACUUGGUCCCAGCCCUGCAGAAGGGGGUAGGUCCUGUCAGGCACUAUCGAUGACAGCGGGAGGAGCUUGGUCCUUCCUGGUGCCCACCUUCAGGAGCACAGGGCUCCCCAGCGUUUGCCUUUGCCUGUGGGAAGACCAGAAGGCUCAACAUCGCUUACAUUAGUGGCUGCGCUGUGGAAGCAUCGCACAGCCCUGAGCAAUCAGUACAUCCAGUGCUGGCAGCAGCUGGAGGGACAGGAGGGACGGAUAUGACAUCAUCUGCCGCGGUAUGGGUGGCAGCAGCUUGCGUUGGCCUGUGAGAAAUGCCUGUGGGGGCUGCCCCAUCGGGCUCUUGGCCUUUUGUGUUAAACCAUGGAUCCCCCUUUCCUCUGUAGCGGAGGGCUCUGUUGCUAGGGCUCAGCAAUCACAGUGUUUACCGACCCCUCCACCUAACGCAGAUCCAAGUAAGCACCUCUGAAUUGUGGAAGCAUCUCAGGAACACUGGCGUGAGCCAUGCGCAGGCCAAGGCUGGGCUGCAGGCUGGGCUCUGUGCUAGCUGCACCAGGUCUGAGCUGGGCAGAGGGGAGUGGCAAUGUUUCUUUAGGGAUCCUUACAAAAGUUAUUUUAGUUUCAGGUCCAAAAGCGACCAGCGAGGAUCUGGGGGUGAGCAACCUCCAAGUGAGGUGGACUAACGUCUCGCUGCCACAGGAUGCACGGGUCCAGGGGCUCAAGCGCUGCUGAGCUUUUGGUACUCCAGCCAUCAGCCUGCAGGUGUUCCUCUGUGCGUGCUUUGCCACGGUGGGGCCGGGCAGCGGGGCCGCCUGUUCUGCAUCCUCUGCUGUACCCGUAGGAGACGUCGGGUCCAGUCUGGCCAUACAGGAGGAACUGUAAUAAUGCACCGAAUUAAUCUUAGGUCAGUUGCUCUGAGGAGGACUCAGGGGAGCUCAGACCCAAGGUGUAUUUUACUGCUGCUCUUAAUAUUGGUUUGUUUUUUUUUUUUUUUUGAAGGCUCAGUGAAAGAUGAACAGAUUGUGUUGAUAUUUGCCCUUAGAACGGUGGUCAGCCUGUGCCAGGACUUCAAGGGCAGGAGAGCUGGUGUGCCACCAAAGGAGGGAGGGGAGGUGGUGCCACUGAAGAAGGGAGGUGGAGGUGGUGUUGGCCUCUGAGCAGUAGCCCAGAGCAGGCAGGAUUGGCUGCCUUUGCAGGCCAGAUUUGCAGCUGGAACGCGAGGUCUGGGAUGAAGGCAGCGCAGGGGGGCAGGUGUCCCCACACCAUGGACAUUCCCAGCUGCAGCAGGGAAGGCGCAGGUGGUGUUGGGGGUGCUCAGCAGUGCCUAUCGCUGCCUUUCAGUGAAGAUUCCAGAGCAGUGCUCGAGCCGUGGCCAUCAAGAACAGAGGCAAUGUGAGGUUUAGGGGUGGAGGAGGUAUUUCUAUUAGAUCAGCUCAUAAGAGUUGAUAAAAGCCGAGGGAGCUCUGCAUACUGAAGCCUUUUGAAGGUUCCAGUUGAACGGGAGGAAGAACUUCUUGACUUUGAGGGGGACCGAGCCCUGGCA
This is a messenger RNA of Egretta garzetta (little egret), 3667 nucleotides long. RefSeq names its product RAN binding protein 10 (gene RANBP10). NCBI's taxonomy places the organism in Eukaryota, Metazoa, Chordata, Aves, Pelecaniformes, Ardeidae. Gene Ontology annotation, biological process: cytoskeleton organization; cell surface receptor signaling pathway. Gene Ontology annotation, cellular component: cytoplasm. The coding region runs from base 25 to 1530 and encodes 501 amino acids. The transcript is spliced from 12 exons. The record is from RefSeq and is a predicted model, not a curated record. Gene Ontology annotation, molecular function: protein binding.